AUGAAUAUAAUUAAAUCAUUAUCAAUAUUAAUUUUAUUUACAAUUUUAAUUAAUGUUAUAUCAUCACAAUCAUCAUCAGGUGAUGAUUCAAUGCCAAUUUUAUUAUCAUUUUUUAGUAACGACCCAAGUAGAGAUACAUUAUUUAAAUUUAAUAGAGUUGAUUUAGAGGAUGGUUCAUUAAAUAUUACCCUUUACACUAGAUAUACAGCCUAUGGUAAAAUGUUGGGUGUUACUGGAUAUGAUGGUGUUAAUUGGUUUGAUUAUCAAUUUAAAUAUGAAACGGAUCCAGAUGAAUUCCAAGACGGUGGUAUCUCUGAUUUAGGACAAGGUGAUUCAUCAGCUUCAUGGAUGAACGCAGAUUUCUAUGAAACCCAUCCAGCCCUUGUAGACUAUAAUCCACAUCCAAUAGGUCAAGACGAUGCACGUAGUGAAUACCUUAGUGUUGGUUGGUCAAAGAAAACUCAAGCAUUAUUAACACUCGGUUUCAAUUAUGUCGGUAACAAUAUGUUCUUUUAUUAUAAUAUAACUCAAUAUCAAGUUAGCGAGGCCUAUGAAAAUAGUUUAACCCAAUGUUAUGAUUACACUCAAGGUUUAAUGUACAUAAAUUAUAUUAACCCAACAAGCACCCAAAGACAAAUUCUAGUUUAUCAACCAUUCAAUCAUUCAGAUGGUAUAUGCAUUGAUGAAUAUUCAUUCGAGCCAGGCACAGAUCUUACCAAAUCAGUUGAAUCCAAUGUUUAUCUUUUCUAUUCAACCGUUGGAAAUCAAAAAGAAAGUCCACUCUAUAUGGUUGAAGUUGCAAAUGUUACAGGCACAAAUUCAACCGUUAAUUUAUUAUCAGUUGGUUUAUCUGCCACUGGUUACACUGCAUCAAGUAGUGUCAUCUUAUCUUUAGAUAAUAGUUAUGGUUCAAAUAUUGAUGGUAUUCCAUUAUGCUAUUUAGAUCAACUUCAUCAAUAUUUAAUCUUAUUAUCAAAACCAACUUCAAAAAUGUCUUAUACUAUUACAACUGUUGAUCUUAUUAAUAAUUAUAAAACUACUUCAAUUACAACUGAUGUUGUUGAUUUUUAUAAUUAUGGUUUAUAUUACCAAGAUAAAUAA
Molecule: messenger RNA, 1101 nt
Organism: Dictyostelium discoideum AX4
Lineage: Eukaryota; Evosea; Eumycetozoa; Dictyosteliales; Dictyosteliaceae
Exons: 1
Coding region: 1-1101 (366 amino acids)
Source: RefSeq, a predicted model, not a curated record